Messenger RNA from Penicillium odoratum, 1107 nucleotides. RefSeq lists its product as uncharacterized. Gene Ontology annotation, biological process: cytoplasmic translation. Gene Ontology annotation, cellular component: cytoplasm. The coding region runs from base 1 to 1107 and encodes 368 amino acids. The transcript is spliced from 9 exons. The record is from RefSeq and is a predicted model, not a curated record. Gene Ontology annotation, molecular function: GTP binding; GTPase activity. NCBI's taxonomy places the organism in Eukaryota, Fungi, Ascomycota, Eurotiomycetes, Eurotiales, Aspergillaceae.
AUGGUGAACAUUACAGAAAAGAUCAAGGAGAUUGAGGAUGAGAUGCGCCGGACGCAGAAGAAUAAGGCGACAGAAUAUCACCUGGGUCUAUUGAAAGGAAAGCUCGCUCGUCUACGAGCCCAACUUCUCGAGCCAGUAGGUGGUGCUGGCUCUGGUGGUGGUGCUGGUUUCGACGUCAGUAAGAGUGGUGAUGCCCGUGUAGCACUGGUCGGAUUUCCAUCCGUCGGAAAGUCGACUUUCUUGUCCAAGAUCACCAAAACUAAGAGUGAGGCUGCAGCCUACUCUUUCACUACCUUGACCGCCAUUCCCGGUGUCCUGGAGUAUGGAGGCGCUGAAAUUCAGAUCCUGGAUUUGCCAGGUAUCAUUGAGGGUGCCUCCGAGGGCAAGGGUCGUGGUCGUCAGGUUAUCUCGGCUGCGAAGACGAGUGAUUUGAUUCUUAUGAUUCUGGAUGCGACUAAGAAGGCAGAGCAGCGGGCCUUGCUGGAGGCGGAGUUGGAUGCUGUGGGCAUUCGAUUGAAUAAGGAGCCCCCAAAUAUCUAUCUGAAGAUGAAGAAGGCUGGCGGUGUGAAGAUUACAUUCCAAACACCACCGAAAAGCCUGGACGAGAAGAUGAUCUACAAUGUUUUGCGUGACUACAAGAUUCUCAAUGCCGAGGUGCUGGUGCGAGAUGAGGAUGCCACAAUUGACGACUUCAUCGAUGUCAUCAUGAAGGACCAUCGCAAGUACAUUCGCUGCCUCUAUGUCUACAACAAGAUCGACAGCGUCAGUCUUGAAUUCCUGGACCAGCUUGCCCGUGAGCCCUACACAGCCGUGAUGAGUUGUGAGCUCGACCUAGGAGUGCAAGAGGUUGUUGAGCGCAUCUGGAAGGAAUUGCGGUUGAUGCGGCUAUACACCAAGCGAAAGGGAGAGGACCCCAGUUUCGAGGAAGCGCUUAUCGUACGACAGGAGUCGACUAUCGAAGACGUGUGCGAUCAGAUUCACCGCACUCUCAAGGAUACGUUCAAAUAUGCCUUGGUAUGGGGUGCUAGUGCGAGGCACGUGCCACAACGCGUGGGCUUGUCGCAUCCGGUAGCGGACGAGGAUGUGGUUUCUAUUGUGGCUAAAUAG